Messenger RNA from Schistocerca americana (American grasshopper), 1051 nucleotides. RefSeq lists its product as uncharacterized. Lineage: Eukaryota; Metazoa; Arthropoda; Insecta; Orthoptera; Acrididae. The record is from RefSeq and is a predicted model, not a curated record. The coding region runs from base 28 to 621 and encodes 197 amino acids. The transcript is spliced from 5 exons.
CGGAGUGGAGGCCCACUCGCUACCGAGAUGGAGGCUCGAGCGCUGCUAGUGGCGGCUGUCGCCAGCGUAACGGUAUUCUUCCUCGUCUCUGCAGACCUCAUGGCCGCGGGCCCGUACGCUGUGGACCUCUUGGAGUUCGGCGGCUGCGACGAUGGGGAAUACCGAGGCGUGACAAUCAAUGUCUCACUGAUCCUGGACGAGAAAACCAACGACACCACAUACAGAGGAGACAUCACAGUCUUCUACGACAUUUUUGCAGACGAGAACGAGGUGGAGAUCAUCAUUUUCAAGUGGGGCAGUACUGGUGGAUGGAGUCAGAUUUACCACCUGAACUACACCAAACCGUACGAGUACACGAAGACUAAUUUUCCUUUGGUCUUUGAUCUUUUCUUUGUGGAGAUAGGCAUGGACAAAAAGCCACUGACCCCUGGAGUCUACCACAUCCACCGGUUUAUGCUAAGAAGAAUCACUCUAGAAAAAUUCGUCGCGUUUCCUUACGGGAAGUACAAAUUGUAUUUCAAGGGACUGAAGGACGGCGAAAGAUUAGCCUGUGCACAGGCACUUACUUCUGUCUACGAAGUUGAAAAUUCCCAAGGUAUGGGAUUCAAGCCUGCCUUCUAAAAGUAUGUAAUAUCAGUACAUUCAAACUUUGUUCUUAUUAUUGAGAAUGUGGCCUAAAUUGUACAUCAGAAUCUUUGUAAUAUUAGUUAUGUGAGAUAUAGUGCAAAAUACACUUUCAGUGUACAUGUCAUAUAAUCAGUUUACAUUAAAAGUCAACUUCUGUUGUUACUGUGUCAUUCUUGCCGAAUUUUUGGAUAUGUCGUUUCGAUCUUCUUGCUGAGGUCUUCUUCUACGUACUGCUCAUAGUAAGCACCAGGAUUCCAGAAGAAAGUCUCAGUGAAAGGUUGAACAUUGGAUCUGAAGAUUCUGCAGGAAUGAUGUGAUAAUACUACACAAGAACAUUCAACAUGUUUACCAUCACCACAAAAGUUUAUGUUCUAUACAAUUUUCCCUAUAAGUUGUACAAAAUAACAAAAUACUAUGAAAGGAA